This is a messenger RNA of Epithele typhae, 1617 nucleotides long. RefSeq lists its product as uncharacterized. The record is from RefSeq and is a predicted model, not a curated record. NCBI's taxonomy places the organism in Eukaryota, Fungi, Basidiomycota, Agaricomycetes, Polyporales, Epitheliaceae. The transcript has 6 exons. Bases 1 to 1617 code for a protein of 538 amino acids.
AUGAACCCCAUACCGACGACCAGUGCCGAAUGGCUCGCGCAGCACGAAUCUCUCUCGGCGAAAUGGGAGAGACUAGUCAAGGAAGAUCCGAGGCGCGCGGUGCGGGUGCUACUGCUGCACGGAGUGAGGGACGAAACAAUCGAAGGCGACACGGGUCAUGAUCUAUCGUACGUUCUCGGCCACCUUCGCAAGAUGACUUUCGACGCGAAAAGCCAAGAUUGGAGGGCGAUGGUCGACGCAGGAGUAAUGCCCGCACUCCUCAAGGCCGCGUCGAGUGUGCAAGGCAUGAUUAUUCCCCCAGGGCCGAAUGCGCCGAACUUCGAGGUCGACGCGGCUGUCCAAAUGACACCGACUCCCUAUUUUCCUAUUCUUGAAAUUUUAUGCAAUGCUAUAUGCUCGUGCUCGAUACCUCCAGGACCGACAGAGCUGAAGAUGGCUGAGGAGAUCAAAAAAUCAUGGUCAACCAUCAUGCAGAGGGUAUGGUCAGAACCAGGCCACAGCUUGGACCCCCAACCGGAACGAAUUCGUUUAUUGGAGCGUAUCGUCGUCCCACAGAUCGUCUCACGACUGCCUUUGAUUGACCCGUCGUUCAUCGAGGUGAUUUUCAAGCCCUCGGACCUAACUCUAGCCGUCAUAUUCCGGUACUGGAUCCAUUCGACGUCCGUGGCUGAUUCCCGGAUGAACGGCGGUGUCCUCUUAUAUCUCUUGGACAAACCUGUGGGCUCACAUCCUUGGAAGGAUGGCCUUGAAGCAUACCCACCCCCUCUCGCCAAAGAACUUCUAGCUCGUAUCUAUCUCGGCGCAAGCAAGACAGCGGGAUCAAAUAAGAAGAAGCGGACGCCUCUUCAAGCUGCCGAGUCAAUCCUGGCAGCCUUCAUUCGACACUUCAAGAACCUGUCUCUUGAUGAAGUCUCGGUGGAAUACAAUUUCUUUCACGCAUUCUUCGACCUAUGUCUCAAGGAAAAUCGCCCUUUUGUCCGAGCAACAUACAAGUCCGAAGGUUUUUGGAAGGCGAACGCAGACGUCAUGCGCCGCGCCGCGGAGACGCCCGUCCCACAGUCUCCAGCCGUCUUUCUGGCCGGGCUCACGACAUACUCUACAAUGAGCCAUCCAGUCCAAGAAGACGGGAAGGAGUUCAUCGACGCGAUGGCAUAUAACUGGAUAUCCUCCGGGCUCAUCGACAUUCUGGACAAGUACAUCGAUCGAGUUAUAGCUGUCGGCCGGGGCCCGAUGAUCAUGACAGGAAUCCUCGCCGCAUUCGAAAGCUACCUACCGAAGCUGACGGACAAGACCAAGGCGCUCCUCCGCUCGCAGUUGCCCCGGCCGCGAAUGACCAAGCGACUCCUCGUCUCGGGGACGAUGUCCACCGGUGAGGAGAGGCAGCGGCUUCAAAAUGCCUACUCCGACUUUGUCCAGAACGGCUUCGGCGCUGACCCGCGGAGCGUAAUAUGGCUCCAAGGUGCAUGGCAGAUGCUUGCAAUCAUUACGGCGAAGGUCGAAGACCCCACGCAGUGCGCACGCCGUGGAUGUGCGUUGGACGCUGAGCCGGGCGAUGAGCUGACGUGCAAGUUGUGCACCAAAGCCAGGUACUGCUCACAGGAUUGCUUGAAACGGUGA